Aricia agestis (brown argus) is the source of this 1746-nucleotide messenger RNA. RefSeq names its product glutaryl-CoA dehydrogenase, mitochondrial. The record is from RefSeq and is a predicted model, not a curated record. Gene Ontology annotation, biological process: fatty acid beta-oxidation using acyl-CoA dehydrogenase; fatty-acyl-CoA biosynthetic process. The coding region runs from base 195 to 1469 and encodes 424 amino acids. NCBI's taxonomy places the organism in Eukaryota, Metazoa, Arthropoda, Insecta, Lepidoptera, Lycaenidae. The transcript has a single exon. Gene Ontology annotation, molecular function: fatty-acyl-CoA binding; glutaryl-CoA dehydrogenase activity; flavin adenine dinucleotide binding. Gene Ontology annotation, cellular component: mitochondrial inner membrane.
CACAAGUCACCACGUACGCGAGGUUAUAACAUUUUGUUUAUAAAUAGAACACAAUUGUACGAAUAUUACAAUAAAAAUCCGUUUUCGCAUGCAUUAAAUACCGAUUGUUACAUAAUUUAGCAAGUUCUGAAGGUCGAAAAAUAAACAGUGCUGUUUACAGAUUGUUAUAUCUCUGUAUUGUUAACAUUCGAAUAAUGGCUGUGAUUAUUACGAGGUUCUCGAAAUUAUUGCCGGCGAAUAUAUCGAGCAAUCUACGAUCGCUGUCGACGACCAGUUUAAAUAACGUCAAAGUAAGUUUCAACUGGGAGGACCCGCUAAAUUUGGAGAGCCAAUUGCAAGAUGAAGAAAAAGCGGUGAGAGAUUCUGUAAAAGCGUAUUGUAAUGAAAAACUUUUGCCCCGAGUUAUCGAAGCUAACAGAAAUGAAGUGUUUCAUAGAGAAAUUUACAAGGAAAUGGGUCAAAUUGGCAUUUUAGGAUGCACUAUCAAAGGGUACGAGUGUUCCGGAGUAAACAACGUCACGUACGGACUUAUCACGAGAGAAUUAGAUGGUGUAGACUCCUCCUAUAGAUCUGCGAUGAGUGUGCAGAGCAGCCUAGCGAUGGGAGCAAUAUACAUGUAUGGGUCGGAGGAGCAGAAGCAGAAAUAUAUUCCUAGGAUGGCCAAAGGAGAACUAGUCGGCUGUUUCGGCCUAACCGAACCUAACCAUGGAAGUGAUGCCGGGGCAUUGGUGACAAGAGCUAAGUACGACUCUAAAUCGAAGACAUACAAACUCACCGGCUCAAAAACCUGGAUCACGAACUCCCCUAUAGCUGACGUACUGAUCGUGUGGGCUAAAAACGAGGAGGAAAAAGUGAGAGGGUUCAUCGUGGAACGUGCGCAAGUAAAAAAAGGUCUGGAUACGCCGAAAAUAAACGGAAAGUUUUCGCUAAGAGCCUCCGCAACUGGAAUGAUAUUGUUGGACGACGUCAUUAUUCCCGAGGAGAAUAUAUUGCCGAACGUCGAAGGCAUGAGGGGACCCUUCGGAUGUCUCAAUAACGCUCGCUACGGCAUAGCCUGGGGCGUUCUCGGUGCGGCCGAAUCGUGUUUGCGGAUAGCCAGACAAUACACAUUAGACAGAAAACAAUUCGGGAAACCGCUCGCUUCGAAUCAAUUGAUACAGAAGAAGCUAGCCGACAUGGUAACGGAUAUAAGCCUCGGCCUGCAGGCGUGUUUACAAGUUGGUAGACUGAAGGACCAGAAUAUGGCCGCGCAAGAAAUGAUCUCGAUGAUGAAGAGGAAUAACUGUGGAAAGGCUUUGGAAAUUGCUCGAGUGGCGAGGGAUAUGUUGGGUGGGAAUGGUGUUUCUGAUGAGUACCAUGUUAUCCGCCAUGUUAUGAACCUAGAAGCUGUUAAUACUUAUGAGGGAACUCAUGACAUUCAUGCGUUGAUACUGGGUCGUGCGAUAACCGGAAUUCAUGCUUUCUUUUAAGAUAAAUGCUAUUUUUAUUGCAUUAUCACAAUUUACAAGAGUUCAGGCAACUAUAAUGCACAUUGUUUAUUGCAUUUAGAUUACAUGUAAAUUAUAUUGUAAAUAUUUAAAUAUAGAUGGCCGAAUUAAAAUCCAGUUUUUCCUGUUAUUAUCAAGUUUAGGUAUUUGUAAACUAAAAACUGUUAUUUUUAAGUAAGUAAGUCAUUUUCAAGCAUUUACAUUUAAGACCGGGUUGCCAAUUUUGCAGUGUUUUCUAAUAAGUAUUACGAUCCCGGAA